AUGAAAGAUCUACUCCAAUUUCUCAGCAUUCUGGCCGCAACAUCCCCGCCCGUUACUGCGGUGGUAGUAUCCUUGCAACAGGCCUUGCUCACGCAGACAAACCGCGACUGUAACGGUACUGUCAUCGGCAGCCCGCUGACAAAAACCUUCGGCUUUGUUGAAAUUGCUCACUCUGGGCCAUCUGAAAUUAUCGCAGUUCCUGUCCUGAUAGGGGCAGCGCCAAAUACAGCUUACAAUGUGCGCGUAAUUCAGAUCAAGGAUGGACAAGCCGUGGAUUGUGGAUCCUGUACAUCAGGGGGUGGGACGUUGACAACGAACAAUCUAGGCGUCGGGAGCGCAUAUAUCCAACAGGCUGUGAGCCCUGGAGCCACGGCGGCCUGGGUUGAUUUGAAUGAAAAAGAUCAAUGUACAAAUUAUUACAACAUUGCCCCCCUGCCAAUUGUUUAA
Molecule: messenger RNA, 447 nt
Organism: Penicillium cosmopolitanum
Lineage: Eukaryota; Fungi; Ascomycota; Eurotiomycetes; Eurotiales; Aspergillaceae
Exons: 1
Coding region: 1-447 (148 amino acids)
Source: RefSeq, a predicted model, not a curated record